Molecule: messenger RNA, 2731 nt
Organism: Sebastes umbrosus (honeycomb rockfish)
Lineage: Eukaryota; Metazoa; Chordata; Actinopteri; Perciformes; Sebastidae
Product: putative methyltransferase NSUN7
Exons: 13
Coding region: 41-2575 (844 amino acids)
Molecular function (GO): methyltransferase activity
Source: RefSeq, a predicted model, not a curated record
AUGAAGUGCUCUAAUUCAUUGGGACACUGGGUGAUACCCAAUGCCGAGCACUGGUUACCAGUCAGAGCCUGGAUAUUUGCUCAGGCUGCAUUUCUUUGAGAAGAUGAGCUGCGUUGCUGCCUUCAGGAGGAAUCUGAAUGACAAAGUUACAGUGGGCUCCAGCGAGGAUGUGAACACGAGCUCUGUGACGGAGGAGAUCUCUUAUCAAGAUCACAAGGAGCCCCUCUCAUUUCUACUUCCUCUUCCUCGCCUUCAUUCAUCUUCACCAGUCUCUCCUCCAUCAGACCAGGCCUACCUGCAAGCGGCAGUCAUUUUCCAGCAGCUGCGGACGGAGAAGCCGGUCGCACAGAAACAUCUGCAUUAUGGGAAGAAGACAGACAACCCACUACCAGAGAGUGGAGAGAGACGGGCUUACCAACUCGCCUUCAACGCACUCAAAUACCAAGAUUUACUGGAGGACAUCAUUACUGAUAGCUGCUUCCAAACUUCUCAGCAAAUCUCUGCCGACUUGUUGCCGUUGGCGACGGUGAUGCUGUUUGACUUCCAGGACCGAAGGUUUUUGUUGCGUGAACGCUCAACAAAGGAAGGGGAGGAGCCUCUCCGGGAAGUCAGGGACCUGGAGAGCAAUCUGCAGAGGUGUAAGACCAAGCUGGCAGCAUCUCUAGCUCGCUGCAGAGUGAAACAGAGUCUGCAGAGCGUCUCCUGUUUUCUGUCUGAUCCUGUCAGGACCAAACAGCACAGAGCAAAACAUCUGCCACUUUAUGCCUGGGUCAAUACUCUCAAGAUCAGUGUCGAGGAUGUGUGUGAAGCAAUACGAAGCGCCGGCUUGUGCGAAGUGAAGAUCAUGGCUGACCUCAGAGAGGCGACGUUCUGCAGAGACCCUCUCUGUCCAGACACACUCGUCUUCUCCCGACAGCUUCACGCUCUGCUGCAGCACAGCAGCCUCGCGACUACACAUGCACUUAACACACAGGACAGGAGUGUGUGUGUGGCAGUGAGCGCGUUACGCCCCCUGCUGUUUGAUAACGGUGACGUCCUGGUGGCGGGGUCUUUCUCAGCCGUGACCGUGGCUCACAUAGCUGUGGCGGCCGCUGCCCGCUCUGGCCGAGUGCUGGUGUGCGGUGCCGAUCACACACCUUUACAGAUAGAGGAGAUGCAAGGACUACUCACACGAAUGGACAUCAAGAAUGUGCGAGUUCUGUCAGAAGCCUUCUGUGGUCUGGAUGAGUGGGAUGCCACCGUCCAGCGGUUAAAGGUCAUCAUCGUGCUGCCUCAGUGUUCGUCUUCCGCGCUCAACGACCCUGUGCCCACCAUCCACAGUGAACACGGAGACUGGGAUCUACUGCCAGACUUGUGUCAAGGCUCUGUAUCCCGGAGCAAAAUACACACAAUGGCCAGCCAGCAGGCUCGACUACUGGAACACGCUCUCUCCUUCCCAAAGGUUCAGACGUUGGUGUACUGCACACGCUCAGUGUAUCCAGAGGAAAAUGAGCAGCUGGUGAAAAGAGUGUUAGAGAAAACACACACUCACCCCAAACUGCUGCCCUUCAGGGUGAACGGUCCGAUUUUCCCCGACGACUCCCAGUCAGGAGACGCGACGGACUCCAAGUUCUUCAGGCUCGAUACAUCUCCGUUCACCAACGGCUGCUUCAUCGCACGGCUGUCCCGACAGGCGGAUCCCACUAAGGUAGAAACAGUCCACGAUGUGCUUGCGAGGGCAGCGGCAAAGGGCCUCCUGGGUGGAAUAAUUCCUGAACAAUCAAAAACCAGUAAAAAGGGGAAGAGCAAGAAGAAUCGCGUCGCGUCAGCCGGCAGCAAACCUCCAUCCCCCUCGAGCCUAGAGAGGCCGACAGGAAGGGAGGAUGUGAACGGAGAAGAUCCUGUCGCACCUUCAGAACAUGAGGAGAAGAAAGGUGAAUGUGGUGAGGACGAGGAAAAGGACGAAGAUAAGGAGGGAAAGAAGAGGAGGGGGCUUAAAGGGAGUAAGCAAAAGGUCAAACGUCGACCAAAGCAAACCACAAUCUCAAAGCUGCACCCUAAAGGCCACAAGAAGAAAUCAUCAAAGAGAAAAGUCAACCAGUCACAUCACAAGAGGCGCUUCACAAAAACUAAACCGAGAAGAAUACCUCGUCUGACACUGACGUUAAUGUCCUCCGCAAACCCCUCCAACCACUUGUCUCCAAUCACAGCCCUCGCUCACAAGCUAAGUAACAAUAUAACGAUGAAAUCACAGCAGACUGUCUCGAGCAGCCCGUCUCCUGUCCGUCCUGCUGCCUCCAAGCAGGUGCAGAGAUUCAAGACAGAGCCUGACAGAGCAGAGAAAACACUGAAGAACGCAGCUGGACCAGAAGGCCUGUUUAAGGCCAGAGGAAAGGUGGUCAGACCAAAGAAAGAGGUGGUGACAGAGGACGUGUUGAAACCUGCAGGUUUUAUCCUGCCACCCAUUUCCUCCCCGUCCUCCAGCUCCGUCAGCAGCAGGAGUUCUCCCCGUCAGCGUCCGUCCCGGACCUCCCUCUUUCAGCUCGCUCAAAUAUCUGCCUCCUCCUCCUCCUCCGUCUCUCUGCCUGGAUUAUAGAAAAGAUCACUGAUGUUGUGGUGAAUUAAAUCAUCAGCGUGUUCUGACAAUCAUAAAGGACUACCGAGUAAAUUAUUUGCAAGUAUUACCAAAAAUAUUAAAUGAUUGUAUUGUAAGUUAAGUUUGAGAAAUAAAAAUAUACAGUAUGAAAAGGAA